Rotaria sp. Silwood1 is the source of this 963-nucleotide messenger RNA. The record is from the annotation of a GenBank genome assembly. NCBI's taxonomy places the organism in Eukaryota, Metazoa, Rotifera, Eurotatoria, Philodinida, Philodinidae.
AUGCGAACAAUUACCGUUGGUCUCACGGGGGCUGCAGGCAUCUAUGGUGGUUUAGUACUUUAUCGAGAAUAUUUUGUCAAAGCACAAUAUAAAGGCAAUGAACAACUAUUUGGUAAAACAGCUAUUGUUACAGGUGCUAAUACAGGUAUAGGAAAAGAAGUAGCACAUGAUUUUGCUCGACGAGGUGCUCGUGUCAUAAUGGCUUGUCGUGAUAUGAAAAAAUGUGAAGAAACACGAGAAAAAAUUAUUGCUGAUUCAUUUAAUACUAAUAUUGUUUGUCGUGAAUGUGAUUUAGCGUCAAUUGAAUCAAUAAAACGUUUUGCUGAUGAUAUAAAUCAAAAUGAAAAAUAUGUUCAUUUAUUAAUAAAUAAUGCUGGUGUUAUGUGGCAUCCAUUAAAAUUAACUAAAGAUGGUUUUGAACAACAUUUAGGUGUUAACUAUCUCGGUCAUUUUCUUUUAACGAAUUUAUUAAUGGAAAAAUUAAGUAAAUGUUCACCAAGUCGAAUAAUUAAUGUAACAUCAUCAAUGUAUAAACGUGGACAAAUUGAUUUUGACGAUUUAAAUAUGUCAAAAAAACAAUUUAAUGCAAAAAUAGCUUAUGAACAAACUGCACUUGCUAUUGUUUUAUCUACACAAGAGUUUUGUCGACGAUAUUCAGGUUCGGGCGUAACAGCUAAUUGUGUUAAUCCUGGAAUAACUCGAACUGACAUAGCACGUCAUACAGUUGAUAAAUCAUUUGUAAGUCGAGUUAUAAUUGGUCCUUUCUUAAAAGCAUUUAUGAAAACACCAAUACAAGGUGCACAAGCAAUACUUCAAUGUGCUCUUGAUCCAAAACUUGAUGGUCAAUGUGGAAAAUACUUUAGUGAUAUGAAAGAAGAACCAAUUGUACCAAAUGCUACUAAUGAAAAAGAAGCUAAACGUUUAUGGUUGAUUAGUGAACGAUGGACACGUUUAACUAAAUAA